AUGGACAGGGGCGGGCAGCAGCAGCAGGCGGGGGGGCAGCAGGGGGGCGGCGGCCUUCAGGGUGGGGGGCCGCACCACCGCACGCAGGACGACGCCGCCGUCGGGUACAUCUUCCAGCGGCCGCCCGAUCCCGAGUUCCCGCCCUUCGGGCCGAAGCAGCUGAGGUGGGCUCACGGGGACGACAGCAUCAUCGAUAACCACGACAAAUGGAAAUACCCGAUGGUGAACACCAAAAUAUCCACCCCGCCAAAUGGUAACGGCCCAUCGCCGUACGACAUGUCGCAGCAGCAGCAGCAGCAGCAGCAACACACCAAAUCCAUGCUGCAGCACCAGCAGCUGCAGCAGCACCACGAGCACCUCGUCUACAUGCCCAACCAGUUGCUGGCCCACGCCGGGGGCAUGCCGAUGCCGCCCCACGGGCAGUACUUGCCGCCCCCACCGCAGGCCACCCAACAGUCGUUGGCGGCGCAGCAGUCGAUGGUGCAGCAGAUGAGGCACCAGUCGCAGGUGAGUCAACAACUCAUCCCGUUCGGAUAUAGCAGCAACCACCAGUCCACGAAUCAGAUUGCACCGGCAGCAAAAAAAUUAUGGGGCUUCGAAACCAAGGACGCUACCAGUAAAUUGGCCCUCAAUCAUGAAGGAGUGUGGAGAGACCCCACGUGGGCAGCUCCAGAACACAACGUGUCCGCCUCGCUGGCGAUGGGCAGACGACCUGGCGGCGGCGUGGGCGGAGGCCCGUUCACCGCGGGCGGCAACGGCGACCCGACGGGCGGCGGCAUCCUAUCGCCCCGCGGCAGCGACAACGGCGGUCUCGGCGUCAAAAUGGUCGAGUACGUGUUGGGCACGUCGCCUACCGGCAAGGAUAGCGGGGGCGGCAGCGGGGGCGGCUUGGAACCGCGAAUGCGCGCGCUACACCUGCCCGACGACAAGGAGUCGAAGGAGAUGGGCAAGCAGCCGGCGUCGCAGGGCAGUCCGUCGAACAAGGAGGAGUGUAACGGGGGCGGAGGAGGCGGCAGUGGGGGUGGGAGUGGGGGCGGCGGGGGGCAACAGGUGGUCGUGCAGAACGGGCAGGUGGGCGGGCCGGACGACGACAAGGGCGGAUUCAACCGCACCUCCAACAGCCGACAGCCCUCCCCAGCCGAAGAGGAACUCAGCAAAAAUGGCAUGGCCGCCUUGGACCCUUCCGCCGCUCUGGCCGUCCUCAAGCAGCAACAGCACCACCAGCAACACCAACAGCAGCAGCAGCAGCAAGAGCAGCAGAUGCAGCACCACCACCAGCUGCACCAGAUGCAGCAGCACCAUUUGGCGCCGCAUCUGGGGGUGACGUUGGCAGAAUCGGUGAAUCAGCAGUUCGAGCAUUUCGUCGGGGAGCAGCAGCAGCAGCAGGGGGGCAGUAUUUAUGAGCAGCAUCAGCAGUACGCGCCGCAGCCGCACCAGGUGGAUAGCGCGGUGUUGCAGCAGCAGCAGCACAAUUUCGAUGUACAGCCCGUCAAUGCGACGCCUGCUUUCGAACGGUGUAGGGACGCUUUUGAAGGACGACAGCGACGCCAAACUGAGCGUAAGGGAUGCGGCCCUUUGUGUGUGCAAAUGGGCGUGCAAAUACAACUGGGCUUCUAG
Messenger RNA from Phaedon cochleariae (mustard beetle), 1617 nucleotides. Lineage: Eukaryota; Metazoa; Arthropoda; Insecta; Coleoptera; Chrysomelidae. The record is from the annotation of a GenBank genome assembly.